Colossoma macropomum (tambaqui) is the source of this 1113-nucleotide messenger RNA. Its product is annotated as epidermal differentiation-specific protein-like. Gene Ontology annotation, biological process: visual perception; lens development in camera-type eye. Lineage: Eukaryota; Metazoa; Chordata; Actinopteri; Characiformes; Serrasalmidae. Gene Ontology annotation, molecular function: structural constituent of eye lens. The coding region runs from base 48 to 1067 and encodes 339 amino acids. The transcript has a single exon. The record is from RefSeq and is a predicted model, not a curated record.
CAUCUCCUUCUGAACAGCCUUCCAGGACACAAACCUCUCCAGACACCAUGGACAAGAUCAUUGUUUAUGAUAAGCCGAAUUUCGAGGGCCUCAGCAGAGAGUUCACCUCCAAUGUUGCCAACUUAAAUGAUGAGAACUUUGAUGACUGCAUCUGCUCCCUGAAGGUGAUCGGGAAUCCUUGGGUGUUACACUGUGAUCCCAAUUUCAGUGGUUACCAGUACAUCUUUGAAGAAGGAGAAUAUCCCACAGUGGACUGGGACAGCUUCUUCUGUGGAGCUGCUUCUCGACCUUCUUCUCUAGAGGUGGUGACCGAGGACCUGGAAGAUCCACAGAUCACACUGUAUGACGAGCCAAACUACAAAGGGAAGAGUGUCGUCCUCACCUGUGAGACCAACUUGUGUCACGGCUCUUUCAACGAUUCUGCAUCUUCUCACAAAGUCCAGAGAGGAGCGUGGGUUCUCUACCAGCAUCAGAACAGAAGUGGAGCUCAGAUGUUGGCCAGAGCUUCUCAUGACAUGCCCAACUACGGAUGGUUUAGCAACCGACUGAGCCACCUGCGUCCUCUUAAGUCAGGGAAAGUGACCAUGACAGCUAAGGUGCUCUGGGACCAGAAGAAAGAACAAGUCAAAUCUGCCAUCAUCGACUCCAUAUGUAGUCUGAACAGCGGAUCACAUGAACAGACCCUCAUCACAGAGCUUGAUCGAGAGUACGAGGGCUCCAUCACUGAAAGUUUCAGCUUCGGCAAUACUACUCAGAUCGGCUUAGGAGCAAAAUUCUGCCUAGAUGUGGCACCAGUACUGCUCUCUCUUAGCAACACCUUCAUAGUGGAGAAGGGCGGCAGCAACACCAGAACCGAGAAGAAGAUUGUCAAAGUCUCGAUGCCAACCACCAUCCCUUCACACACAAAGGUCACCGUGAAUGUGGUCAGGAAGGAGGUGGAGGUGAAGGUCCCAGUGGAGCUGACCAUCACCUCAGGUUUCCAUGAGAAAACUGAGAAAGGGCACUACAUUUUUUCCAAUGGGAGCUCCAUCAUCACUGAGAUCAAGGAAGAAUGUCUCAAGGAGUAGAUUUACAAAAUGGUUUAUCAGUUGAAUAUUUCGAUGAGCCUCCUAU